This is a messenger RNA of Girardinichthys multiradiatus, 916 nucleotides long. Its product is annotated as lipid droplet assembly factor 1-like. NCBI's taxonomy places the organism in Eukaryota, Metazoa, Chordata, Actinopteri, Cyprinodontiformes, Goodeidae. The transcript has 4 exons. Bases 1 to 444 code for a protein of 147 amino acids. The record is from RefSeq and is a predicted model, not a curated record.
AUGCAGCGCGGCAGCAUCAGCUUGAUUCAGCAGCUGGGAGAAAGAUGGCUGACCUUGUUGAGACGCCUUCAAGAUGAUCCCAAGCUAGCACAAGUGAUGAAUACAAGGGUUGGGCAGUAUCUCCACAGCCGACCUUUCUUGGCUCUCGCCCUGCUGCUGUUCAGCGCCAUGGCUGCUCUGCCCAUUGGGCUCUUCUUUUUGUUUGCCCUCAUCACUAUAGUUAUGUCAGUUGUGGGAUUUGUUUUCUUUGAGGCGUUCCUUCUGUUUGUUGGAGGAAUGACUUUGCUGUCUGUGCUCUCCGGCAUCGCCCUCUUUUCUCUGCUGGUCUCGGUCAUCGUUACCGGUGUGCUUGUCACCAUUCCCGGUCUGCUGAAGCGUUAUUACCCUCAUGUGACAAAGAGGAAGGAGAGUGAGGAAGAAUCUCCAGAACUGAACCAAAAGUAGUAAAAUGUCCCUAACGACCUCUCUAAUUGGAGUUUUGAGUCCGCUCUACUGGAGAUGGUCCGGAUCUGAGGUGCUAAGCACAAAAACUCUGCCAAGGUCACUUCUUUCUGAACACAAAGUGUCCUUGCUGUUUUAAUGAGAGGAGUGUGAAGUUUUUAUCUGUUUACAGUGCAAUAUGUGUGAAUGUUUUUAUACUCCUCACUCCUCCAACUUUGGGCUUACCAAAUGUUUUCAGUCAAAUGUUCAUCCUGUUACCGGAUCAAGAUCCAGCUACAGCAACACAUAUUCUGCAAAUCUAUUUUCUGUCCAUUUAGCUACAACAUGUAUUUACAUGUGUAAUAUUUAUAUAGUUUGUUAAAUAGUUACAUAAAAUUACAGAAUCACCAGUCCUCUUCUCUACUUGUAUUUUUGUCUCUUAUUUUAAGGCUACAAAGCUGUGUUUAAAGGUAGUUUUAAUCAUUUCUAGAAGACU